AUGGAUAAUUCAUUCAUUCAACAACUAAAUGCACAAUGCACCUCAAUAUGCAUUACAAAUUCCAAAAACCAGACAUUUAUUACUGAGUUUGCCUUGCUUGGGUUGACUGAUCUAGUAGAACUUCAGUUACCUGCGUUUGCUGCCAUUUUGGUAUUUUUUCUAGUAAACAUUACAGGAAACUUCUUUAUCUUGAGUUUUACCAUCUCAGAUCCAAGUCUCCACACUCCCAUGUAUUUCUUCCUGGGAAAUUUAUCCUUUUUUGAUAUUAGCUUCUCCUGUGUCGUUGUGCCAAAAAUGCUUGUAGACUUCUUGUCCCAAAAGAAGACCAUCUCAUUUGGUGGUUGUAUCUCCCAAAUGCAUUUUUUCCAUUUCCUUGGGAGCUCUGAGAUCACGCUUCUUACGAUAAUGUCUUACGACCGCUAUUUGGCUAUCGGAAACCCUUUGCAUUAUACCAUCAUUAUGAACGCUAAGGUAUGUCGCCUCUUAGUUGUUGGAUGUUGGGUCAUUGGAUUUCUGCAUUCUCUACUGCACACGCUGCUGACUGCUAGGCUUCCAUUUUGUGGACCUAAUCUGGUGAAGCACUUCUUCUGCGACAUAAAACCAGUGGUAACUUUGGCUUGUACAGACAUUUCUCUCAAUAUUAAUCUUCUCAAUAUGAUUACUGGUUUCCUAGCAACCGUUUGCCUGCUUCUAACAAUUUUUCCUUACGUUCUAAUUGGAAGGUUGCUCUAUAACAUAAAAGUAACCGAGGGCAGGCAACGAGCAUUGUCUACCUGUAGCGCUCACUUUACAGUCGUUCUGCUUUACUAUGGAACAGCUGUCUUCACUUACUUAAGACCUUCGACACAAGGAUCAUUAAAUCAGGACCGACUUGCUGCAGUCCUCUUCACUGUGGUGACUCCGGCUCUAAAUCCAAUAGUAUAUACCUUGCGUAACAAGGACAUGAAGAGAGCCAUGAAGAGGGCAGGAAAGAGAUGUUCAUUGUGUGCUAGAGUUUAA
Messenger RNA from Spea bombifrons (plains spadefoot toad), 999 nucleotides. RefSeq names its product olfactory receptor 12D2-like. Lineage: Eukaryota; Metazoa; Chordata; Amphibia; Anura; Pelobatidae. The coding region runs from base 1 to 999 and encodes 332 amino acids. Gene Ontology annotation, biological process: G protein-coupled receptor signaling pathway. The transcript has a single exon. The record is from RefSeq and is a predicted model, not a curated record. Gene Ontology annotation, molecular function: G protein-coupled receptor activity; olfactory receptor activity. Gene Ontology annotation, cellular component: membrane.